CAUUCACUCCCCCGAGACUCCCCUCACCCACACCACUCCGCCGCCGUUCGCCUUUGACCGGUUGACCCUAGCCGCGCGCGGUCUCUCUCCCUGCUAGCUCUGCCUCGACCCAACGCUCGGGCCGGCGGCGCGAGCCGCCCGGCCUCCUCCUCUCCGUCCCGUCGAGCUCCUCUCUCUGACCACGCGCAGCUAGACGGGCCACCGCCGAGCGCACGGCGAGGUUUCUUGGCGGCGGCGGGAAGGAGAUGAGCGAGCGGAAGUUGCUUUUGCCGACUCUCUCUCCACUCUAGAUGAAUACCGAACUCUGGACGCCAUUUGGUUAGUUCAGAUCUUUGGGCACCGGCUGGAUCUGUGUUUUUGGGCACAUAUCCUCCUGAGCUCUCCCUCUGCUCCCUUGGUCGAACUCUUCUUCCACCUUCAGCGCAGCCCACCCCAGGAGAUAUAGAAUACAAUGCUGAACGGAUUACAACACACAAGUGGGGCGACAUCACCAUUCUCGUUCGAGUUGUUAAGACAGAUUACUGAUAAUUUUUCCGAUGACCGCAUAAUUGGUCAUGGUACAUAUGGAGUGGUUUACAAGGGAGUAUUGGAUAACGGGGAAAAGAUUGCUGUGAAGAAGCUUAAAUACAUGCCUCCAGAAUACGACAGCGAUAAGCAGUUUGAGAAUGAGUGCACUAACCUCAUGAGAGUCCAACAUCACAAUAUCGUGCGGUUAGUUGGCUACUGUCAUGAAACACGGCGUGAAUAUGUUGAACACGGUGGAAAAUACAUUUUUGCUAGCGAGGACAAACGAGUUCUCUGCUUUGAAUACUUGCUGGGUGGAAGCCUUGACAAACACGUCUCUGACGAGUCAUGCAAACUUGAUUGGAACACGUGUUACAAAAUAAUUAAGGGAGUCUCUGAGGGUUUAAAUCAUCUUCAUAAUGAUUCCAUUUUCCAUUUGGACUUGAAACCAGCGAAUAUAUUGCUGGACAGCAACAUGAUGCCCAAAAUUGGCGAUUUUGGUUUAUCAAGAUUCUUUCCGUCAACAGAAACAUACACCACAACAACAUGUUAUGGAACACUCGGAUACAUACCACCAGAACACAUCAACAACCAUCAAAUCUCGCCAAAAUAUGAUGUAUUCAGUUUGGGUGUUAUAAUUAUACAAAUAAUGGCAGGACGCAAAGGCUACAAUGAUCAUGGAGAUACUACUUCACUCAAAUUCAUUGAGUCUGUAUGUGAGAAGUGGCAAAAAAGGGUACAUGCAACGAUGUGGUCACACAUAUUACAAAAAGGCUGCACCUGCCCACGAUGGUCGAUGAAGCAGCAGGUCGGACCGAAGUUGCGCGUGUGA
Triticum dicoccoides is the source of this 1336-nucleotide messenger RNA. RefSeq names its product cysteine-rich receptor-like protein kinase 29. NCBI's taxonomy places the organism in Eukaryota, Viridiplantae, Streptophyta, Magnoliopsida, Poales, Poaceae. The transcript is spliced from 6 exons. The coding region runs from base 452 to 1336 and encodes 294 amino acids. Gene Ontology annotation, biological process: protein phosphorylation. The record is from RefSeq and is a predicted model, not a curated record. Gene Ontology annotation, molecular function: protein kinase activity; ATP binding.